Camellia sinensis is the source of this 726-nucleotide messenger RNA. NCBI's taxonomy places the organism in Eukaryota, Viridiplantae, Streptophyta, Magnoliopsida, Ericales, Theaceae. The record is from RefSeq and is a predicted model, not a curated record.
AUGGCCAACAACGGGCAAGAAGAAAAUAUUGGGGACGAUUUCCAUAGUAAGGGAGAAGAGCAUGUGGAUUCUAAUCCCAGAGAAGAAAAUCGUAAUGAAGGAGUAGAAGAACCAAAUCUUGGGGAAAAUAACGCCGGCAAGAAGCGUAAUGUCCUGAUAAAGGGAGGUCGAGAUGAAUAUUACAAUGAAAGCGACCUCGAUAUUAGCGAUAGCAAAGGCCUCAGGGCUUACGCCAAGAGAUACUAUGAGGUAUACAACAGAAUUCCGGCUUGUAACCAGGAGCUGGCGGUCAUGUCUUUCAAAAACAGUCUGGAUGAUAAAUGCUCGCUUCGGAAAUCACUUGCAAAAACUUUGCCACAGAGCAUGGAAGAGCUCAUGGCAUGGAUUGAGAAGUAUCCCAGAGCAAAGGAAGACACACAAGGAGCAAGGACUCCAAAACAAGAAAUGAGAAACGACUCGCCGAAGCGAGGUCGAGGGAAUGUCGGUGCUGACAGGCAGGAAACAGGAGUAAGGGCUAUGCAGGCAGUCAGUACCGUAUUUCAGAUCCCAAUCUAUAAAGUCUUGGAGAGGAUCAGGAAUCAGUCGUACUACAGAGCGCCAGAGAAGAUCCCUAGCAAGUUCAUGGGCAAGAACACUGGGAAACAUUGUGCCUACCAUAAUGAGAAUGGGCACCUGACUCAAGAAUGCCAGGCUCUGAAGUCACACUUGGAAGAUCUAGUCAGAUAG